AGUUUCUCGGCCCGCGUCCUCUACUUCCUUGUCAAGCGAAGCCGAACUCCUCUUCCUCCUCCGCUGAUCCUCCCAAGUCCCAAACCCGCGCCCCGAAUCUGCUGCCGCCGCUGCGUCCGUGUCGGCUUUGCCCCGCCGGUGAAGAUGUUGUCGAGGAUCUCCCGCCUUGGCGUCCACGCCCUGAACCGGGCGAGGCUAGGUCAAAAGUCAGUAACUUCAAGGAAUCAGGAAGAACCCAUCAGAGCCUGUAUGAACUAUGUGGGCAAUCAUUCUCUAUGUUCCGCCACGGAAGCUAAAGUCAGUGACAGGAGCGAACAGCCGAAAGCUAAGAUAUCUGUGACAUUUGUUGAUAAGGAUGGCGAUGAAACGGUUAUCAAUGUUCCUAUUGGGAUGUCAAUGCUGGAAGCUGCUCAUGAGAAUGACAUAGAACUUGAAGGAGCAUGUGAGGGCUCUCUUGCAUGUUCUACCUGUCAUGUGAUUGUAACGGACGUAGACUACUAUAACAAAUUGGAAGAUCCUGAAGAUGAGGAAAACGAUAUGCUGGACCUUGCUUUUGGGCUUACAGAAACAUCUCGCCUUGGUUGCCAAGUAAUUGCAAGCCCUGAACUUGAUGGCAUAAGAUUAGCACUGCCAGCAGCUACCAGAAAUUUUGCUGUUGAUGGGCAUGUCCCGAAACCACACUGACUAAGCACUGGGUAUGUUGUAUACCUGCUCAGUUUUGCAGAAUAUGAGAUAUAGUUACUUCUAUUUUUCAUCUUGUUGUAUCUGUAUCCUCAACAUUUAAAUUCUGUAGUCCUUGGCAAGAUAGCGAUUAAUGUCAACUUGCUUCGUCAAAUAACACUUGUAAAAUUCAUUGGAAAACGCAUUGUCAUUGCAAUGAUAGCAACCUUGCACUUGGAAAAUCUA
Messenger RNA from Triticum urartu, 906 nucleotides. RefSeq lists its product as uncharacterized. Gene Ontology annotation, biological process: P450-containing electron transport chain. Gene Ontology annotation, molecular function: 2 iron, 2 sulfur cluster binding; electron transfer activity. The record is from RefSeq and is a predicted model, not a curated record. NCBI's taxonomy places the organism in Eukaryota, Viridiplantae, Streptophyta, Magnoliopsida, Poales, Poaceae. Gene Ontology annotation, cellular component: mitochondrion.